Molecule: messenger RNA, 1041 nt
Organism: Acinonyx jubatus (cheetah)
Lineage: Eukaryota; Metazoa; Chordata; Mammalia; Carnivora; Felidae
Product: putative olfactory receptor 1F12P
Exons: 1
Coding region: 1-942 (313 amino acids)
Biological process (GO): G protein-coupled receptor signaling pathway
Cellular component (GO): membrane
Molecular function (GO): olfactory receptor activity; G protein-coupled receptor activity
Source: RefSeq, a predicted model, not a curated record
AUGGAACAAGGAAACCAAACCAGUGUCUCCGAAUUUCUCCUCUUGGCCUUUUCAAGAUGGCCAGAGUGGCAGGCUCUCCUCUUUGCACUUUUCCUGUGCCUCUACUUAACAGGGCUGCUUGGAAACUUGCUCAUCUUGCUGGCUAUUGUCUCAGACCACCGCCUCCACACACCCAUGUAUUUCUUCCUUGCCAAUCUGUCUGCAGUAGACCUCUGCCUGCCUUCAUCUACAGUUCCCAAGAUGCUGCUGAACAUCCAGGCACAGACUCAGACCAUCUCCUAUCCUGGCUGCCUGGCUCAGAUGUAUUUCUGUAUAAUGUUUGCCAACAUGGACAAUUUCCUUCUCACAGUGAUGGCAUAUGACCGUUUUGUGGCCAUCUGUCAUCCUUUGCGUUACUCCACCAUCAUGACCCAGUGCCUUUGUGCCUCUCUGGUGGCUGUGCCAUGGAUCCUUGCCACUUUGAAUCCCCUCUUGCACACCCUUAUGCUCGCCCGUCUGCACUUCUGCUCUAAUAACAUGAUCCACCAUUUCUUCUGUGAUAUCAACUCUCUCCUCCCCCUCUCCUGUUCCAACACCAGUCUCAAUCAGUUCAUAGUUCUGGCUGCAGUAGGGCUUAUUUUUGCGGUACCUUCGGGGUGUAUCCUGGCAUCCUACAGCCUCAUCAUCUCUGCUGUGAUGAAAAUCCCUUCCACCCAAGGAAAACUCAAAGCUUUCUCCACCUGUGGAUCUCAUCUUGCCUUGGUCAUUCUUUUCUAUGGAACAAUCACAGGGGUCUAUAUGAGUCCCUCAUCCAACCAUUCAACUGAAAAAGACUCAGCUGCAUCAGUGGUCUUCAUGGUUGUAGUCCCUAUGUUGAACCCCUUCAUAUACAGUCUAAGGAACAAUGAGCUAAAGGGGGCAUUAAAGAAAGCUGUGAGCCAGACCAAAAUCUUCUCCCAGUAAUUUGUACUGAUUGAAAGGCAUUAAACAGGAGGCAAGUCCUCAUGAGAUCAUUGAUAUUCCAGUCACAGUUACAAAGCUGUUAUCAAAUACCUAACUAAA